Messenger RNA from Abrus precatorius (Indian licorice), 1016 nucleotides. Its product is annotated as UPF0161 protein At3g09310. Bases 103 to 546 code for a protein of 147 amino acids. The record is from RefSeq and is a predicted model, not a curated record. The transcript is spliced from 4 exons. NCBI's taxonomy places the organism in Eukaryota, Viridiplantae, Streptophyta, Magnoliopsida, Fabales, Fabaceae.
AAACCAUUAUCUUUUCUCAAUAAGCCCAAUUUUGUAUUCACUGAACUUUGCGCGCUGGUCACAAGGCGUCGUUGCGGUUUGGCGCGUGUUGGAGCUUGACCCAUGGCUAGUCUUCUUCUACCUCUCAACCGCUAUCCUCCCAUCCCAAUUCGAAACCCUAAUUCUUCUUCCCUUAAACACAACAUCAAUCAACGCUAUUGUCCUUUCAUAACCGUACGACAUUGCACCCUAAUCGUUCGUGCAUUGGAUGAAGAUUCGAACGCUAAAACCCAACAAGAUGGCGAGGUGAAUAAUUUAGGAGUCAAAGCUGCGCUGUCCAUGUUGAGAUUCUACAAGAGGGAAAUUUCACCGAUAUUGCCCAAGAGUUGUCGUUACGUUCCAACUUGCAGUGAGUAUUCCAUGGAGGCUUAUAAGAGGUAUGGAGUUGCGAAGGGUACAAUUUUGACGGCGUGGCGUCUCUGUCGUUGCAAUCCCCUUGGUGGGUAUGGAUACGAUCCUCCUAGAUGGUUUGGUGAGGAUAUUCCACAGGAAGAUGCUGAUGACUGAUUAAUAUUGGUGGCCGAUUUUGCAUUUACCUAUUUUAUGUGACUUCUAUACACUUGGAUAAGAAGUUCUGUUCUAACCACAUCAGAGAAAUUGGAUUAAGAAAAUGAUAUCUACGAUUGAAAAUAGUGCUGAUAUCCAGUGCUACUGUAGCAGAAGUAAUGCAUUCAGGUAUUCUUUAUACACUUGUGUAUGGAAAUUGAGAAUGAUAUGCCCUUCAUCCCCUCACCAGUUAUAUGCUUAUUUUAAUAUGGUUCCUUCCCUGAUUCUCCUUGUUUGUUGCUAACGAUGUUUUCAAAUGCAUGGUAUAAUGAAAAUUGAACUUUGAAGGAACGUUUUGGGAAUGAUUGUUGAGUCCCAAAUUUCAAUUGAUGUCUAUCUCAGCUGCUAACAAUUUUGAACAAAAUGAAAUAACACUGCUAAUCGGUGGCAAUUGCCAUUAGGUAGGCUUCAGGCUUCCUGUUCCUACAUCC